AUGGAGCAACAUCUUCCAAAAAACGACAAGAAGGCAUUGUCGGAAUGGCUGGAGCGGACGGAACCGUACUUUAUGGGAAUUUUUUGUUUAGAAUGCAUUUUAAAAGUGAUUGCUUUCGGAUUCGCCUUCCAUAAAGGCUCAUAUCUACGAUCAGGAUGGAAUAUCAUGGACUUCAUUGUAGUCGUUUCUGGUGUUGUUACAAUGUUGCCAUUUGGUUCCACCAUCCAAGCCGCCAAUCAACCGGUGGACACGGUCGAUCUGCGAACAUUGCGAGCUGUUCGUGUGCUUCGACCACUCAAAUUGGUUUCCGGAAUUCCGAGUUUACAAGUCGUCCUCAAAUCUAUCCUGUGUGCAAUGGCGCCAUUGCUCCAAAUCGGACUGCUUGUGUUGUUCGCGAUUAUCAUCUUCGCCAUCAUCGGACUCGAAUUCUACUCUGGAGCGUUUCACAGCGCGUGUUAUAACGAGCGAGGUGAAAUUGAGAACGUCUCGGAGAAACCGAUGCCAUGUACUAACAAAACUUCGCCAAUGGGUGUUUACAACUGUGAUGUCAAAGGAACCACCUGUUUGCAAAAGUGGAUAGGACCUAAUUAUGGAAUCACUUCUUUUGACAAUAUUGGCUUCGCCAUGAUCACGGUGUUUCAAUGCAUUACUAUGGAAGGGUGGACCACUGUAAUGUAUUACACGAACGAUUCACUAGGAAGCACUUACAACUGGGCCUAUUUUAUCCCGCUUAUAGUUUUAGGAUCAUUUUUCAUGCUCAAUCUCGUUCUCGGAGUGUUGUCUGGAGAGUUUGCCAAGGAGAGAGAACGUGUUGAGAACCGUAGAGAAUUUUUGAAGCUCAGAAGACAACAACAGAUUGAAAGGGAGCUCAAUGGAUAUCUUGAAUGGAUUCUGACUGCCGAAGAAGUGAUUUUGAAGGAAGACCGUACCACUGAAGAGGAGAAAGCGGCUAUCAUGGAAGCUCGGCGCCGAGCAGCCAACAAGAAGCUCAAACAAGCAUCCAAACAACAAUCCACAGAGACUGAAGAAGAUUUUGAAGAAGAUGAGGAUGAGAUGGAAGAGGAAUACGUCGACGAAGCUGAGAGAAAAAAGAGAGGAUGUUGUCAUUCGUUAGGAAAAUUUAUUAAACAAUUGAGAAUUCAAAUACGUAUCAUGGUGAAAACUCAAAUCUUUUACUGGUCGGUUAUUACACUGGUAUUUUUAAACACUUGCUGUGUCGCUAGUGAGCAUUAUGGACAACCACAAUGGUUUACGGAUUUUUUAAAAUAUGCUGAAUUCGUCUUCCUGGGUAUUUUCGUGGUUGAGAUGCUUCUCAAACUGUUCGCUAUGGGUUCGCGCACCUACUUCGCUUCUAAAUUCAACCGAUUCGAUUGUGUCGUUAUCGUCGGAUCAGCUGCCGAAGUCAUCUGGGCCGAAGUAUACGGAGGCUCUUUUGGUAUUUCUGUGAUGAGAGCUCUCCGACUUCUCCGUAUUUUCAAACUCACUUCCUACUGGGUAUCUCUUCGUAAUCUGGUCCGAUCUCUCAUGAACUCUAUGAGAAGUAUUAUCUCCCUUCUGUUCCUUCUCUUUUUGUUCAUUCUCAUCUUUGCACUUCUUGGUAUGCAAUUGUUUGGAGGAAGAUUCAACUUUCCUACCAUGCAUCCAUACACACAUUUUGACACCUUUCCAGUGGCUCUCAUUACUGUGUUUCAAGUGAGUUCAAUCAAUUGUCAUAGGAACUUCGAAUUAAAAUUCUUUAAGAUUCUCACUGGAGAAGACUGGAACGAAGUGAUGUAUCUCGCUAUUGAAUCGCAAGGAGGAAUCUACAGUGGUGGAUGGCCUUACUCAAUUUAUUUCAUCGUUCUGGUACUCUUCGGUAACUACACCUUGCUAAAUGUGUUCUUGGCUAUCGCUGUCGACAACUUGGCGAAUGCACAGGAACUAACAGCUGCUGAAGAGGCAGAUGAAAAGGCGAACGAGAUAGAAGAGGAAUCAGAAGAAGUUGAUGAGCAAUUUCAAGAAGGAGAUCAUUGUACAAUUGAUAUGGAAGGAAAGACUGCUGGUGAUAUGUGUGCAGUCGCAAGAGCUAUGGAUGAAAUGGAUGAAGAAUGCGAAGAGGAAGAAUCACCCUUUGGUGGUCCCAAACCAAUGGUUCCCUAUAGUUCAAUGUUCUUUCUCUCGCCAACAAACCCAUUUCGAGUUCUCAUUCACAGUAUUGUAUGUACCAAAUACUUUGAAAUGAUGGUCAUGACUGUCAUUUGUCUGUCUUCCGUCUCGCUAGCCGCUGAAGAUCCAGUAGAUGAGGAGAAUCCAAGAAACAAAGUGUUGCAAUAUAUGGAUUACUGUUUCACGGGAGUUUUUGCUUGCGAAAUGCUUCUGAAGUUAAUCGAUCAAGGAAUACUACUCCAUCCUGGAUCGUACUGCCGAGAUUUCUGGAAUAUCCUCGACGGAAUUGUUGUCACUUGUGCUUUGUUUGCCUUUGGUUUUGCGGGUACCGAAGGAAGUGCGGGUAAAAAUUUGAAUACUAUCAAGUCGUUGAGAGUGCUCAGGGUGUUACGUCCAUUGAAAACUAUCAAGAGGAUUCCAAAGCUCAAGGCUGUAUUUGAUUGCGUUGUGAACUCCCUAAAGAACGUGUUCAACAUCCUCAUUGUCUAUUUCUUGUUUCAAUUCAUCUUCGCUGUAAUCGCCGUACAACUCUUCAAUGGAAAAUUCUUUUUCUGUACCGACAAGAAUCGAAAAUUCGCUCAUACCUGCCACGGACAAUUCUUCGUCUACGACAACCAAAACGAUCCACCGCGAGUGGAGCAAAGAGAAUGGCGUCUGCGACCCUUCAACUACGACAACACCAUUAACGCGAUGCUCACCCUAUUCGUAGUAACAACGGGAGAAGGAUGGCCCGGCAUCCGUCAGAACAGUAUGGACACCACAUUCGAGGAUCAAGGACCCAGCCCAUUUUUUCGCGUGGAAGUUGCACUUUUUUAUGUGAUGUUCUUCAUUGUGUUCCCAUUCUUCUUUGUCAACAUUUUCGUCGCUUUGAUUAUCAUCACGUUCCAAGAGCAAGGAGAGGCUGAAUUAAGUGAAGGAGAUUUGGACAAGAAUCAAAAGCAGUGUAUUGAUUUCGCGUUGAAUGCAAGACCGCGAUCGUUGUUUAUGCCCGAAGAUAAGAAUUCAACGAAAUAUAGGAUCUGGAGGCUGGUAACAUCACCACCAUUUGAGUACUUCAUCAUGACAAUGAUUUGUUGUAACACGCUGAUUCUAAUGAUGAAAUACUACAACAAUCCAUUAUUCUACGAAGAGAUCCUCCGAUUGUUCAAUACAGCGUUGACAGCAGUUUUCACAGUGGAGAGUAUAUUGAAAAUCUUGGCAUUUGGUGUUAGGAACUACUUUCGUGAUGGCUGGAAUCGUUUCGAUUUUGUCACCGUCGUGGGUUCUAUCACUGAUGCUCUUGUCACUGAAUUCGGAGGACAUUUUGUUUCCCUUGGUUUCCUUCGACUCUUCCGUGCCGCACGUCUUAUCCGUUUGCUUCAACAAGGAUACACAAUCAGAAUUCUACUCUGGACGUUCGUUCAAAGUUUCAAAGCCCUUCCCUACGUUUGUCUUCUGAUUGGAAUGUUGUUCUUCAUUUAUGCAAUCGUUGGAAUGCAAGUCUUUGGAAACAUCUGGUUGAACGCGGCAACUGAGAUCAAUCGACACAACAACUUCCAAUCAUUCUUCAACGCCGUCAUCCUCCUCUUCCGAUGUGCUACAGGAGAAGGUUGGCAGGAUAUCAUGAUGGCUGCAGUUCAAGGAAAAGAUUGCGCACGUGCCGGUUCUGCAGAAAUCAAUUUCGAGAAAGGACAAACCUGUGGAAGCAACGUCUCAUACGCCUAUUUCACCAGCUUUGUCUUCCUAUCCUCUUUCCUUAUGCUCAACUUGUUCGUUGCCGUUAUUAUGGACAAUUUUGAUUAUCUCACAAGAGAUUCUUCAAUUUUGGGUCCUCAUCACCUCGACGAGUUUAUCAGAGUCUGGGCUGAUUAUGAUCCAGCUGCAACGGGUCGAAUCCACUAUACAGAGAUGUAUGAGAUGCUCCGAAUUAUGGCACCACCUGUCGGUUUCGGAAAGAAAUGUCCUUACCGCCUAGCGUACAAACAUCUGAUUCGAAUGAACAUGCCUGUUGCUGAAGAUGGAACAGUUCAUUUUACAACAACACUCUUUGCACUGAUUCGUGAAAGUUUGAGCAUCAAAAUGAGACCAGUUGAGGAAAUGGACGAGGCCGAUGAGGAGCUAAGGCUGACUCUGAAGAAAAUCUGGCCACUGAAGGCUAAGAAAAAUAUGGUUGAUUUGGUUGUUCCUCCAAAUCAUGAACUGUGUUUCCAAAAACUGACCGUUGGAAAAAUCUACGCCGGACUGCUCAUUCUGGAAAACUAUCGCGCUCGAAAAAGCGGGACGGAGAGGCAGUCAAACGACAGCGUGCCGCCGAGCUGCUACGCAAACGACGAAAUGCGCUGUUUCACUGGUUCUCGAAAGAUUCCAACGAGUCGCAGAUCGGUGGACAAGGAUUGUUCGGAGGCGGUCUACGAUCCCUGGUUGCCGCUGCCAAAGCGGCCGAAUCACAACAUUCUUCUCACACUCCACAACCGCCCGAGGAGA
Molecule: messenger RNA, 4608 nt
Organism: Caenorhabditis briggsae
Lineage: Eukaryota; Metazoa; Nematoda; Chromadorea; Rhabditida; Rhabditidae
Gene: Cbr-unc-2
Product: Protein CBR-UNC-2
Biological process (GO): chemical synaptic transmission; calcium ion import across plasma membrane
Cellular component (GO): voltage-gated calcium channel complex; membrane
Molecular function (GO): high voltage-gated calcium channel activity; calcium ion binding
Source: RefSeq, a predicted model, not a curated record